ACACCGCCGUACGCGCGAAGGAGAACCCCGGAGGACGCUCGUGUGGAGGAAAAGAAGUUAACAAUGUUUCCAGUGUUUCCGUGAAAAGAGCCAAGCCUGACUCUGUAACCAAAGCGGAAUCCCAAGCGAACUCUUGAGUGUGAGAAACUGAAAUAUUCCGCUCUCCAUCCUUCCUGGAUCCCAUCAUGAGCUACAGGAAGAUGGACAAGCAUGGAAGCCCGCAGUAUUGCCGCCAUUUUCUGGCUGACAACAGCAUCUUCCACGUUGAGCGAUGCAUGAGUGUGAUGCAGUCGGGGACUCAGAUGGUGAAGCUGAAGAACGGUUCUAAAGGUCUGGUGCGGCUCUUUUAUUUGGAUGAACACCGUUCCUGUAUUCGCUGGAGACCGUCUCGCAAGAGCGAGAAAGCCAAGAUCACCAUCGACUCACUCUACAAGGUCACAGAAGGUCGUCAGUCUGACAUUUUCCAUCGCCAUGCAGAAGGAAACUUUGAUCCGAGUUGUUGUUUCACUAUUUACCAUGGAAAUCACAUGGAAUCUCUGGAUUUGGUCACCUCUAACGCAGAGGAAGCGAGGACAUGGGUGACCGGACUCAGAUACCUGAUGGCCGGUAUCAGUGAUGAAGAUUCACUAGCUAAGAGACAGCGCACACAUGACCAGUGGAUGAAGCAGACCUUCGAGGAGGCUGAUAAGAAUGGAGAUGGUCUUCUGAACAUCGAAGAGAUCUACCAGCUUUUACACAAGUUGAACGUCAACCUGCCUCGCAGGAAAGUCAAACAGAUGUUCCAGGAAGCAGACACUGAUGAUCAGCAGGGCACUCUGACGUUUGAGGAGUUCACUGUCUUCUAUAAGAUGAUGUCAUUAAGGCGAGACCUUUAUCUGCUGCUCAUGUGCUUCAGUGAGAAGAAGGAUCACCUGACCGGAGAGGAACUCGGCAACUUUCUGCGAGUGGAGCAAAAGGAAAGUGAUAUUGGCCAUGUGUGCGCUUGUCUCUUAGCUAGUAAAUCUUCAUCACUGAUAUCGCCAUCAGGUAUCUGGAGUCCGCCACCCAUGUCCUCGCUUCUCAUGCUAGAGUGUGACUCAAAUCCAGAGAUCUCCAAGGCCACUGGGACCAAUUGGCUGACAGAUCUGAAAGUCUCUAAAAUAAAACGCCUGCCUCGGCUGAGGCUGGCUCGCUGCAAAAACAAAGACAAGCGCGAGAGGAGACAUUACGCAUACAUGCGUACGCUCUCCUUCGAAAUCACUUUGCACCAUGACACCAGCCGCCUGCUCAUCUCUCCAUCAGAGGACCGAAGAGAAGGGUCUGUGAAAAGUCUCCCCUCCAAGCCUGGCCCAAUAUUCAAAUGCCCCCUACGCUACUUUAUGCCGGUGGAUUUCGAGAAGCCACAGAGGAGAAUCGAAAAUGUGAAAUCGAGCAGAUAA
Molecule: messenger RNA, 1418 nt
Organism: Puntigrus tetrazona (Sumatra barb)
Lineage: Eukaryota; Metazoa; Chordata; Actinopteri; Cypriniformes; Cyprinidae
Gene: plch1
Product: phospholipase C, eta 1
Exons: 8
Coding region: 186-1418 (410 amino acids)
Biological process (GO): phosphatidylinositol-mediated signaling
Molecular function (GO): calcium ion binding; phosphatidylinositol-4,5-bisphosphate phospholipase C activity
Source: RefSeq, a predicted model, not a curated record